Messenger RNA from Rangifer tarandus platyrhynchus (Svalbard reindeer), 765 nucleotides. The record is from the annotation of a GenBank genome assembly. Lineage: Eukaryota; Metazoa; Chordata; Mammalia; Artiodactyla; Cervidae.
AUGACUGUAUCAGGAGUGGAGUAUGACCUGCUGCCCCUGGUGGUUGCCAGGCCUUGGCUCGCCAUGGCUUUCAAAGCCCUGCCUGAACAGACACCUCCAAAGGCUGUCGGGGAACUCCGAACGCCGGGCUCUGAGCUCCCUCGAGGCGGCUCCCAAGGUGAGCAACCCGGUGCGGGCAAGAGCAGGGCUUCGGAGGCGCAUGGCGAAGGAGCCCGAGACUGGGCAGGCGAGGAGGUGGCGGCCGUGGGGAACGUGGAGGAGAAAUCCAACAAGCUGCUGCUGGCUUUGGUGAUGCUCUUCCUAUUUGCGAUGAGCGUCCUCCAAUACGUGUGCCCCAGCAAAGAAUGCCAACUCCUCCGUCUGCAGGCAUUCAGCUCCCCGCUGCCGGACCCAUACCGCUUGGAGGAUGAGAGCUCUGCCAGGUUCGUGCCCCGUUAUACUUUCAGCAACGGCAACCUUCUGCGCAAGGUAGACUUCGACAUCAAGGGCGAUGACCGGAUCGUGUUCCUGCACAUCCAAAAGACUGGAGGCACCACUUUCGGCCGCCACCCGGUGGGCAACAUCCAGCUGGAGCAGCCGUAUGAGUGCUGCGUGGGUCAGAAGACAUGCACUUGCCACCGACCGGGUAAGUGGGAGACCUGGCUCUUCUCCGGGUUCUCCACGGGCUGGAGCUGCGGACUGCACGCCGACUGGACCGAGCUCACCAGCUGCGUGCCCGCCGUGGUGGACGGCAAGCGCGAUGCCAGGCAGAGACCGCCCAGGUGA